UGACUUCCGGCAGAGAGGGCUUGGCCCCCAGAGAGGGCGGGGAGAUGACACAGUUGUUCCCCCAGCCCUGCGGGGCGGGCAGCAUGGUUCACUCCAGCAUGGGGGCUCCAGAAAUAAGAAUGUCUAAGCCCCUGGAGGCCGAGAAGCAAGGUCUGGACUCCCCGUCAGAGCACACAGACACUGAAAGAAAUGGACCAGACACUAACCAUCAGAACCCCCAGAAUAAGACCUCCCCAUUCUCCGUGUCCCCAACUGGCCCCAGCACCAAGAUCAAGGCUGAAGACCCCAGUGGCGACUCAGCCCCAGCAGCACCCCCGCCCCCCCAGCCGGCUCAGCCACAUCUGCCCCAGGCCCAACUCAUGUUGACGGGCAGCCAGCUAGCCGGGGACAUACAGCAGCUCCUCCAGCUCCAGCAGCUGGUGCUCGUGCCGGGUCACCACCUCCAGCCACCUGCUCAGUUCCUGCUGCCACAGGCCCAGCAGAGUCAGCCAGGCCUGCUACCGACGCCAAAUCUAUUCCAGCUACCUCAGCAAACCCAGGGAGCUCUUCUGACCUCCCAGCCCCGGGCCGGGCUGUCCACACAGGCCGUGACCCGCCCCACGCUGCCCGACCCGCACCUCUCGCACCCGCAGCCCCCCAAAUGCUUGGAGCCACCAUCCCACCCCGAGGAGCCCAGUGACCUGGAGGAGCUGGAGCAGUUCGCCCGCACCUUCAAGCAACGCCGCAUCAAGCUGGGCUUCACGCAGGGUGACGUGGGCCUGGCCAUGGGCAAGCUCUACGGCAACGACUUCAGUCAGACGACCAUCUCCCGCUUCGAGGCCCUCAACUUGAGCUUCAAGAACAUGUGCAAACUCAAGCCCCUCCUGGAGAAGUGGCUCAACGACGCAGAGACUAUGUCUGUGGACUCAAGCCUGCCCAGCCCCAACCAGCUGAGCAGCCCCAGCCUGGGUUUCGACGGGCUCCCGGGCCGGAGACGCAAGAAGAGGACCAGCAUCGAGACAAACGUCCGCUUCGCCUUAGAGAAGAGUUUUCUAGCGAACCAGAAGCCUACCUCAGAGGAGAUCCUGCUGAUCGCAGAGCAGCUGCACAUGGAGAAGGAAGUGAUCCGCGUCUGGUUCUGCAACCGGCGCCAGAAGGAGAAACGCAUCAACCCCUGCAGCGCGGCCCCUAUGCUGCCCAGCCCUGGCAAGCCGGCCAGCUACAGCCCCCAUCUGGUCACACCCCAAGGGGGCGCCGGGACCUUGCCGCUGUCCCAAGCUUCCAGCAGUCUGAGCACAACAGUUACUACCUUAUCCUCAGCUGUGGGGACGCUCCACCCCAGCCGGACAGCCGGAGGGGGUGGGGGCGGGGGCGGGGCUGCGCCCCCCCUCAAUUCCAUACCCUCUGUCACACCCCCACCCCCGGCCACCACCAACAGCACAAAUCCCAGCCCUCAAGGCAGCCACUCGGCUAUUGGCUUGUCGGGCCUGAACCCCAGCACGGGAAGCACAAUGGUGGGGUUGAGCUCCGGGCUGAGUCCAGCCCUCAUGAGCAACAACCCUUUGGCCACUAUCCAAGCCCUGGCCUCUGGUGGAACCCUGCCCCUUACCAGCCUUGAUGGCAGCGGGAACCUGGUGCUGGGGGCGGCCAGCGCGGCCCCGGGGAGCCCCGGCCUGGUGACCUCGCCGCUCUUCUUGAACCACGCUGGGCUGCCCCUGCUCAGUGCCCCGCCUGGCGUGGGCCUGGUCUCGGCAGCCGCUGCGGCCGUGGCGGCUUCCAUCUCCAGCAAGUCUCCUGGCCUAUCCUCGUCCUCCUCCUCAUCUUCCUCCUCCUCCUCCACCUGCAGCGAGGGGGCAGCACAGACCCCUGGAGGCCCUGGGGGGCCCGAGGCAGGGUCCAAGCCCGAGUGAGGGCCCGCCAUGCCUCCCCUCCUACUCCUCUGACCCCCACCUCGGUCCCCCGCCUGGGAAGAGGGCGCGGAGGCCAGCGGUGGGGGCGCAGAGGGUCCUUGGAGCAGGAGUGACAAGGGAGGAAAGACCAAAAAAAACCAACCAACCAAAAAAAAAAAGAAAGAAAAGAAACCAACCAACAGAAAAGAAAACCAAAAAUAAUCACAACAGAAACCAGCUGCCCCAAAGGAACCAGAGGUGAAAAACAAACAAACAUAAAAAACCAAAAACAAACAAAAAAUUCCCCAGAAAACCAAACAAACCAAAAACCAGUCUGGAGCCAGACCUCAGUGUGCUCACCCUCACCGCUACGACACCAAAUAACCCCAGCCAGGGGUGGAGAAGCCCGGCAGGGCGGACCUCACGCCGAGCCCCUGGCUGUGGGGCCAACCCCAAGCUUUGCCUCCCCCGGCGGGGGCCAGAGAAGGAAAACAAGAAUGUGCCAGCCUCGCAGCCCCAGCCCCCAGCCCUGGGCCGGCGAGGAGAGGGCACAGCCUGGGGCAGAUGGAGUGGGCUCAGAACCACCCUCCAAAUGUUCUUUUCCAGAAGGUGAAAGAGAAAGGGCCUGAACAACCUUACACCAAAUAUUCAGUAGCUUCAUCCAAAGGAUGUACAGAAUUUUUAGCGUUGCGCUCAACAGAAUGUGUCCCUACCAUGUGUCUCCCUCUACCCUGGCCCCCAGCUCUCCCCACCUGGGCGGGGGUCUUGCUGUAACCUCCUCCCUCCCCCAGCCAGGGGAGAGUUCAGGGGAAGGCCUGGGAUGACUUCACCCCUUGUACCUCCUCCUUUUCCCUUUGAAGGGUGGGCUAGGCCGUUUUGCCAAGUUCUAGCUCUCACACGUCCCCCCUCAACCCUGUCACCCUUUUCUGCUCUGGAAUCUGCCCCCUCCCCAGCCCAUGGGAAGGUGGAAGUUUCAGGCAAGAGGGAAUGAGGUGAGGGCAUUCAAGUUGUCUUUUUUUCCAUCCUCCUCUGUCAGUUUCCCUGAAAAAAAAAAUUCAUAUUCCAGU
Ceratotherium simum simum (southern white rhinoceros) is the source of this 2935-nucleotide messenger RNA. RefSeq names its product POU class 2 homeobox 2 (gene POU2F2). Gene Ontology annotation, molecular function: RNA polymerase II cis-regulatory region sequence-specific DNA binding; DNA-binding transcription factor activity, RNA polymerase II-specific. The record is from RefSeq and is a predicted model, not a curated record. Gene Ontology annotation, biological process: regulation of transcription by RNA polymerase II. NCBI's taxonomy places the organism in Eukaryota, Metazoa, Chordata, Mammalia, Perissodactyla, Rhinocerotidae. Gene Ontology annotation, cellular component: nucleus.